AUGCGCGAGCCUCGCCAGCUGAGUGUUGAGCGUCUGGCGGAAUAACCUGAUUGUGGAGCGUCCAGGUUUCUGCAAAUAUUUGACCCCUUUUGACGCCAUGUAACAUUGCCACGGGCCUCCAGUGUGGGUAGAUAACGUCACGAUAGACGUAGGUUUGUAAAAAGUAUGAGUGGACGCAGUGGAAUGCUUGGUUCUAGUGGUUCAUCACUAGGCGGUUCAGGUUCGUCGUGUGAUCCCAGUAACCAGCCAAUGGAUUUGGCUCAGAAAACAUCUACCAGAUCUCUCGAGUCUGGUGGCAUUGUGAAGAGUGGUGGUACUACAUUAGUCCAUUAUACAACCGGUGGAGUAGCCCAGAUAUUAACUACAAGUGGAGGAACUGCCCAUGUUGUUACUGCAAAGCCUGUGGGUAGAACGGAAAGUAUGGGUGUUGGAGGGCAAACAGUAACUUUAGUGUCCCGAACUUCUGGUUCACCAGCAGCUCUCAACCUAGCUUCUCCUGGGCCUGGUGGUGGAAGUGGCCCGUCUGUGCGUACAGUCGCCCAUCCCGCAUGCUCUACGGCUAAUAACUCUAUAGUCACCACUUCCGCUCAUCUAGCAUAUCAUAUUCCAAGAGGAGCAGCAGCUGUUGCAAAUAUGGCAGCACCUCGGUCACAGACGGUUGCCACUCCCAUUGUUAGAACAACAGGACAACCUCUGAACCACCCAAGUUCAAAUAUUCCUGGACCGCGGAGCGGUGUGCUGGGCCAGCGUGUGGUGCCUGUGUCUACAAGUGCUGGAUGUUUUCGUGGAGCACCGUCCCCGGCUCACACGGGCAAAAUAAGCCCAGCCAUUCAUCAAAACGUCACUGGGACUAGUCUAAGUCUUGGAGUUGCACGAGGAUCUAUGCCUAUGACACGACCGGGACAGCCAUCAGGAUCCAUAACGACUUACCAUGCUGGUGGAAGGGCCACUGGAGUGCCUAGUGGACCCAUCAGGACAGCUGGAAGCAACACAAUGAGAGGGAUGGUUACUGUUGAUGGGCCGAGGGGAACGGGCCCAAAAGCCGUUCACAUAACACAACCUAUAGUUCAACCUCAGAAAUAUGGAACAUCAAUGAGUGCCGUUAUGAGUGGAGGAGGUCGUGGCGUCACACAAGUACCUGGAGCAACAUCGUGUUCUACUGGUACCAUCUACACGGGGAACCCCCUUGUUACCACCAUGGCUGGUCCGAACAUCAACUCCCAGGGCACUAUGAGAACUCAGGCCCCAUCAGCUAUUGCUGUUAGAAUUACUACAGCGCCCAGUCCAAGUUGUCCUUCGUCGUCAGCGGUAACGUCGCAGGCUGGUACACACAUUGGAGCCAUGUCAAUGACUACUUCCUCGGGUGCUGCUCCUGGUGCCAUUUUGACCCAUCAUCCUACUAUGCAGCGAACACAUCAGGAUCAUCAUGUCCCACUCAAAACACCUAUUGUGCGAACACCUGUAGCUGCCCACCAUACGAAUAAAUCGGGUGUUCAGGCUCAAUCCCUAUCAUUUACCGAUGGCCCCAAGGUGAUCACACAACCUGCUCAAGGUCCACCUCUGGCUUUAGCUCAGAUCUCUGGGCUGGCCAGCGUCAAUACCCACAAGACACAGGUCAACACGCACACAGUUCAACAACAUUCUGCAAGUGUUCAGCACAGAGCAGGUGGAGGAGUUGUAGGUGGUGGCGUGGGUCGUGUCAUGGGCGGGUCAGCAAUCCCAGUGGCUAAAGUGCUUCCCCAACAAGCCACUACAACUACCCAGGGACCAAUAUCUGUAGCCACUGCACCUAGACAGUCUCACGGGCAAGUGCGGGCACAGUCUCCUGGACAGGCAACUGAUGGCCAACCAGCUCACACUAGUGUGUUUUUGCAUCGUGCACAUGCUGGGGUUACAGUAACCAGUGGUGUAACGGUGGGCCAGGGAGAGAGAGUUGUGACAACAAUGCCACAGUACAGUAUCACACCGCCGUAUUACUAUGACCAAGGACAGAAUACCUAUCAAGUUAGUGGAACAACCCUUGUACCUCAUGCCUUGAGUUCAACCCACUAUGUUCCUGCCAAUAUGCAAGGUGGAAGUUUGCGAGUAACAGCUGGUCCCUCCAACACCAAUGUUGUUGGUGGGAGUGGAAUAAAUGGACCGGGACAGAUUGGAGAAGGCCCAUCUGCUCAGGGGACUGUUCCUAUGCCAUCGAUGAAGCCAAAUUCAUCUCCUAGACCAUCCAUUCUAAGAAAGAGGCCUGAAAAUGAUGGAAUUCCUCUGAAAGCAACGAAAAACCUGACUGCCGCGCUCUCUCUUCCCAUGCCCUCUCCGCCAUCACCAAAACGACCAGAUUCACGGGGUAAUGGCAAUGCGUCCUCAGGCUCUACAACUAUUUCUGCUAAUUCUUCACCUGACUCUUCCUUAUCAGGACUUCAAAUAGAAGAGAUGGAUGGGAACACUGCCUCGGGGGGUGGUACUGACACACGCACUCCUCCAGGCAUCAAGCAAGAACCACCAGAGGAUGCUACUCUUGUGCUACCAAGGCUGCCAUUACACUCCAUCUCGACUACGGAUUGUUCUGGCAGCGUGACGGCCACCAGUAUCACCACUACACUCUCCGUACCCCAGCCACCUCUUUCAGUCACUGGUCUACACGGGGCUGCUCAGAUGCUAGCUGACGGGCUUUCGCCUAGGAAAAAACCAAGGAAACAACAGCUCAUGGGUAAUGAACUCCAGGAAGCUCGCUCCAGUGAGGACGAUAUGGAUCAUCCACCUUUGAAGAAAAACAAGCGGGAUUUGACAGAUGAUAAUCAUGACUUGGAAGGCAGUGACGAGGAAGGUGGCGGUGGUUGGUCUGAGCCGGGCGGAGGGAGUAGUGGCGGCAGCUGCGGCGGCGGCAACGGGGCUAACACCAUCAGUGCCACUGUAGUUCUCACCAACCGACCCACCAUGUCGCUCUUGAGCAGCUUUCGUCAAACAUGGAAGCCCAGGCAUAACCACUUUGUGAGGCACACGGACGUUAAACCAAAAGAUGAGAAGAGAAUGACAGUUAAUGAAAUUGCUAAUCAGAAGAUGGCUCUUCAGAGAGUUAAUGGGUGGAAGAUUGUUCACUUAUCAGGUCAAGUAGACGAUUUAGUGGAACUGGAAUCUGAAGUUGUUGAUCGCCUUCAUAUGCUCCUUAGCUCAUUAGAAAAGAGAACGCAUCCCCGGAAACCAUACAAGGACUUUGAGAAGGACGUUAACAGAUUGUCUGAGCUCGUAAAAGCUAAUAUUCAGCGAUCCAAAAUAAUUAAGGACCAGAUGUCUGAAGCAAGAUCGCAGAUGACCAAAUUAUUUGACCAUAAGAGCAAAAUUGUGGACAUCAUGACUAAGUACAGCAGUAAGCGAAGUGUGCGGAAGAAAGAAAAAAGUUGAAUUUGUAUGGUUAUCCACAGAUGAACAUUACUGCAUUGUUUGAUAUGAAGUAUUAUUAAAGUAUUUUUGUUAAUCUUUGAGCAUUCAUCCAUGUUAAAAAGUGUACAACUUGUCCAGAUUGAACCAAAUUUAUUUAUUUAUAUUUAAUAAGACUGAUACUGAAAUAAUAUAUUUUUGAUGCAGCCAGUUCCCAUUUGUUUAUCACUGUAUAAUACCCGUGACAGAUGUGUCAAAAUGAAACGGUAUAAAAUACUGUACAACAAAGCACGAUAUUGAGCAGAAGUUAAGUCUUUCCUAAAUGCCUUUGUUUUUCCAGGUAUCUUUACUGGAUUAAAGCUUUCGGCUAUAAACACUGGUGAAUAACAAGCAUUUAAUUUGUUAUAAGCAGUAAUGUAUUUGUAUAGAUACUCCUUAAUUACGUUAAUCUGUAAAUUGGAAGACUUUAAACCAGCCAUUGACGUUGUAUCCUCAUUGAGAAGUGUGUGAAAAUAACUUGCAAAUCUUGAAUGAGAAUUUGCACGUAGAGGUACGUAAAACAAGCUUUAAGAGAGUUGCAUCUUUACGUGGAUGCACAAGCAGUUGGCAGAGUGGUGUAAUUGGGAACAGGUACUAACGUAAAAUAAUUAUUUGUAGUAGUGAUUUAACGAUUAUCACUUUGCAUCAAAUAUCUUGUUUUAAACGUGUUGGCUUUUUUGUUAGUGCAUCGUUAAAUAGGUUAAGUGGCCAAAGGCUACCUCUUCCAACUCGAGUACAAUUUUGUUUGUAUAUUGUACAUAAAGAAAUUUAUUGUUUGCAAUGCAAACCUAUAGUUUGAAGCUUGCAUAUCAGUGGGUAUAUUGUAUUUUAUGGUCUUUACAUGAGCUUUUUCAGUCACCUUAAUUAACCUGUAUGAUUUUAAUGGAAUAGUCUUCCUAGUAAGACUGAAUUGUUUUUCAUUUGUAAUGUACAGUUUUUGGAAGAGUUUGCAUGUGCAAUAAUUAUGCAUAAUUUAGUUUGCCCGUAAGAGUAAAAGAAUUGGCAAGAACUAAUUAAAAAAGAGCACAAGAGAAAGCGCAGCUAAUAAAUACAGUACUGGAAAUAGGCAAGAAAACAUGGCAGAAGACGUCUAAUAUCUAAUGACAUUGUUGAACACUGAUAAUGAACUACGCAUAUAGUUGGUCGUAUUAAGGGUUAAUAGAAAGGUAGAAUUUGCUCUCCUUGCCCUCCACAGGAGACUGGAAACUUUCUAGGAAAGGACAGGAGAGCAGCACCUAAUCUAACCUAUUUAACGACGCUUAAUAUUUGUGAAGGUAAACAAAAUAGAACACAAAAGGCAUCUUAAGACCGGGUAGUCCCCAUGACCCUGCACAUUAGUAUACGGUUCUGUGUUCCAGCAAGAUGUGCAGAGCUUAGUGCUCCUGGUUCAAAACUUUCUGUAUGUAUUAGGGUCUGAAGGUCACCAACCAUGGCCAGAUCUGAGGAGGGGGGGGGGGUUAAUUAAUAUUUCCCACUAAUGUGUACUUCAUUUGUAAAAUAUGAACCUUCAAAAGGGCUUGUUUUCAGAAUGUAUGUGUACAUGUACAUAUUUGUGUGUGUGUGUGCGUGCGCAUUAACAUGAAUGUGUAUUUAUAGUAGUAUGUAUAUGUUUUAGUAUACAUGGUUAUAUAUACAUGUGUAUGUAUUAAUACAUAAAUGUAUGUUUACAUAUGUAUAUAUAAGUGAAUACAUUUUCACGCUUGAAAUGGUAUAUAAACAUUGAUGCAUGUAUGUGCACACACCCUUUUUGUAUAUAUUUCUUCAGGCUUUUAUAUAACUACUGUAAAUCACCUCAGACCUUCCAUACUUAAAAAGGCAAACUUAAAGAUAAAUAUAAAUUUGUAUAUAAAAUGGCUGUAAAAUCACAAAAAAUUGUACAAAUAAAUAAUAGCAAUAUAAUAAAUUCUUACAAUCCUU
Molecule: messenger RNA, 5328 nt
Organism: Procambarus clarkii (red swamp crayfish)
Lineage: Eukaryota; Metazoa; Arthropoda; Malacostraca; Decapoda; Cambaridae
Source: RefSeq, a predicted model, not a curated record